This is a messenger RNA of Mytilus trossulus (common blue mussel), 984 nucleotides long. RefSeq names its product L-proline trans-4-hydroxylase-like. The coding region runs from base 30 to 905 and encodes 291 amino acids. The record is from RefSeq and is a predicted model, not a curated record. The transcript has 10 exons. NCBI's taxonomy places the organism in Eukaryota, Metazoa, Mollusca, Bivalvia, Mytilida, Mytilidae.
AUAACAUAUUUCUGGACAGUAUUGCAAGCAUGGAAAAGCUAGCUGAGUAUAACUUCACUGAUAAUUUUGAGACCACUGACCAAAUGGUCCAAGAUUUUAAAGCCAAAGGUUUUCUUCUUGUCAGGAACUUGUUUGAUAAAGAUGAGGUUGAGAAGUUUGUUAAAGCAAUGACUGACAGCGAUGCCUUUUAUAAGAACGCAUAUGUACUAGAAGCUGGGGAAAGAAAAGUUCCCAGAAUAACAUGGAGUCAUCCAGGAAGUGACGUGACCGGAUUAGCGGCUAGAUCGGAGAAAGUGGUCAACACGUGUGAAAAGCUACUUGGUGGCGAGGUAUACCAUUACCAUUCAAAAUAUAUGUUAAAGGAUGCUAAAAUAACAGCACCACAUUACUGGCACCAAGACUAUGGAUACUGGUAUAAUUGCGGAAAUCUUUAUCCGGAUAUGAUGACAGUAUGGGUAGCUCUAGAUAAAUGCACUAAAAAAAAUUCAUGUUUGGAAAUACUAAGUGGAUCAAACAGUUGUGGAAGAAUAGAACACCAUCCACAUGAUGGACAAAUCGUAGCCAAGAAAUCUAGGGUUGAUGUCAUCAGGGAAAAGUGUCCUCACAUUUACGCGGAAAUGAAUCCAGGUGACGCUUUGUUCUUCCAUUGCAACACCUUGCACCACAGCAGUGCAAAUCGUAGUAAUCUUAGACGCUGGGCUUAUAUCAUGUGUUACAACAAGGCUACAAACAACCCAACGUUUGCCCACCACCACGCCCAGUAUACUCCUAUCGAAAAGGUACCUAAUUCUGCAAUUAAAGAAUGCACCAAUUUAACAGAUCUUUCUGGAAAGGAGUUUAUUCAUCCGAAUCAGAAUGCAAGCAUUGCAGAAUUAUUUGCUAAAUAUUCUGCUAACCCGACAUAAUUGAAUAGAUAACCUGCAUAUGUACCAAUAAUGUGAGCUAACAAAAAUUUGCAAUAAAUUUUCGAACCAUUCAGAUGAA